CUUUCCUAUUGGUUCACUGCGUUGUCCGUCACGAGUCAUACACUUCCGGUAUACAAGUCGUCCAAGCAACGGAACGGAAGUCGCUGCCAGAGAUCGUGGGGAGAAUGCUUCCUUUAUCUUUAUUGAAGACUGCUCAGAACCAUCCUAUGUUGGUUGAAUUAAAGAAUGGUGAAACGUACAACGGGCACUUAGUGAGCUGUGAUAAUUGGAUGAACAUCAAUCUUCGUGAAGUCAUUUGCACAUCGCGGGAUGGUGACAAAUUCUGGAGAAUGCCGGAAUGUUACAUACGUGGUAGCACAAUCAAAUACCUGCGAAUUCCAGAUGAAAUUAUUGAUAUGGUGAAAGAGGAAGUAAUGUCAAAAGGCAGAGGCCGUGGUGGAAUGCAGCAACAAAAGCAGAUGAAGGGCAGAGGAGCCGGUGGAGCUGGAAGGGGUGUCUUUGGAGGACGAGGUAGAGGAAUGCCAAGUGGAGGCCGAGGGGGUCAAGAUAAAAAGCCAGGACGACAAGCAGGAAAACAAUGAACCUGGAGAUUGUCAUUUUGAUUUUGUUUUUUCAAAGCAAAUAAAUUGGUAACAUCUGUUUGGGCAAACCUCACAAUGUCAAAGUAUAUGAAGUCUUAAGCGUGCUCAAAAUAAUCCCUGGGCCCGAUCACAAUUUUGAUUCUUUUCAACAACCAUAGCAGUUUUGAUAAUCUUUUAGUAAAAUAUGCCCUCUUUGUGAACAUUCAAAAGUAAAAAAUCUGUAAACUACCUGCUUUCCUUUUCUAUAGAAUUGAUGAGUCUCGGAGGUUAAUACUAGAUUUAGUAAUUUAUAUUUCGUAAGCAGGUUAAAUAAACUCCUAUGAUCUGACAGUAUCAGGAAUAGUGGGGUGCACAUCACUUGUAACAACUGUGCUUUUUUUUUUUCUCUUCUACUUAUUACAUGUACAUCACAACAGAAUGUGUAAAAAAAUAUCUUUAACAAAAUCACCAUCAAGGAAAUGGCAGAUGAGUCCUAUUACUGUGGAACCCAAGUGUAAGGGCCACUUUUCCUUUAAAAUACUGACAGGUGAUCAAACAACCAUAGCACAACAGCAAGGGUAGAUACCAAUUUAGAUGUAAAGGAUUAGACCUUUCAGCCCACUCUAUAAAUAAAGCAAAAACACCAUUGCUAAAAUAAAUAAAUAUAUAUAGUGGGCUGAAAUGCCUAAUCAUUUACAUCUAAAUUGGUGUCUACCGUUGCUAUUGUGGUACUACAACUCCUAUCGUGCCAAAACAUCUUUGUUUGUGAACACAGGAGAGCCACAAGUUUGAGACCACUGGUCUAGAUCUUUAGUUUUCUUAAAUGCAACUGUGAGCAUUUAAAAACCUGCCAGUUGUGAAGUAGUUAAAGUGAGUUCCCAGAUGACCUCAUAAUGUAAUCCAAUACCCUGUACAAUAGGAACAAGGUCUAAUUUCACUGAUUGGCACCAGCAGUUUGUACCAAAAUUAAAACAUUGAAUGAUUCUGUUUUUCUUCUCAAAGUUCAUAAAUCCAUCUCCCUGGAGAGUUCAAGUUCACUGAAUAGAGUCCCCCACCAAGAACAUGCAAAGCACAUUUCUUCACUUGUCUUGAUAGGAAUGUUCUAAACAAAUAAAGGUUGCAGUUCCUAAACUACACGGCUAUGUGCUCAAAUAUUUUGGAAUUGUCAUGGAAACAGUCGGAGCUAAUUUCUUUUUCUCUGUAAAGAAAAUGUAAUUUUUAUCCUUUAAAGGAGCGUAUGUGAAACUUUUUUUGUGCUCCUGGUUGCCAAGUACAGCAGUGAUGCUUUUCUUUUUAUUUUUUUUAUUUUUUAUAAAAAGGUGUUAAAAAUUAAACACAUUCACAUACUUUGAAAAUUCACGCACUGGAAUUUCAUACAAUAGUUUUGUUUAAAAUUGUUAUUUUUGUAAUGCUGAAGACCUGAGUAUAGAGGUUAAACGCACUUAACAGUUCUUGGUAUAUGAUUUAAAUGUCACAAUAAAUUUCAUGAACAGUGCAAA
Hyla sarda is the source of this 1999-nucleotide messenger RNA. RefSeq names its product LSM4 homolog, U6 small nuclear RNA and mRNA degradation associated (gene LSM4). The coding region runs from base 105 to 521 and encodes 138 amino acids. Gene Ontology annotation, cellular component: P-body; spliceosomal tri-snRNP complex; U6 snRNP. The transcript is spliced from 5 exons. Gene Ontology annotation, molecular function: U6 snRNA binding. NCBI's taxonomy places the organism in Eukaryota, Metazoa, Chordata, Amphibia, Anura, Hylidae. Gene Ontology annotation, biological process: P-body assembly; mRNA splicing, via spliceosome; spliceosomal snRNP assembly. The record is from RefSeq and is a predicted model, not a curated record.